UUUCCUUAUCGCAAGUUUCCGUAGAACUAUAUAUAAUCCAUAAUAAUAUUACAUGCCAAUCAGAUUCCAAAAAUGGACUUUGAAUCAGUGAAAAGAUUGCUAGAGAAAGAAGGAGGCCCAUAUGAAUCAACAGUGGAUUCUAUGCCCCAGAGAUACUUUGAACCCUUUGUAGUUCAAGGCCUCAAGGUUGACCUCAUUGAACGGGGUCGUAUUGUCUGCUCCAUGGUUGUUCCUUCUCGUCUUCUGAAUACUGGGACUUCUUUGCAUGGUGGGGCGACAGCCACGCUGGUGGACAUGGUGGGUUCAGCUGUCAUAUACACCGUGGGGUCUCCGGUGACUGGAGUUUCCGUUGAGAUCAAUGUUUCCUACCUGGAUGGUGCCUAUGUUGGUGAUGAAAUUGAGAUUGAGGCAAAGACAUUACGAGUUGGAAAGGCAAUUGCUGUUGUCAGUGUUGAGUUGAAGAACAAAAAGACAGGUAAAAUUAUUGCUCAAGGGCGUCAUACAAAGUACUUAGCUUUAUCAAGCAAGUUGUGAGGAACCCGCUCUUUCAUACCUUGUGCAAUAUUGACGGCAGAAGUCUGAAUCUCAACUUGAACAAGAAACUUUCAUGUCUAUUGAAGGCUACGUUAUAUGUUGUAUUCAUUCAGGUUCAAGAUGAAUUGAACUUUCAUGCCCCUUCCAAAAAAAAAAAAAAAUAUUCAUGCAAGACUACUACUUGGUCAUUUUAGUAUAAAUUCUUGAUUAGUAAUACUUCAAUUCCUUUCAAAAGCAACACCGCAUGAUGCUAACAAUCAAGAACUCGCUCUGCAGAUAGAUGCUUAGGUCCCCGUAUCUUCUUCGAAAGGAAAAUGCUAAAUCUUGUUUUCUUCAAUCAUGGUCUAAAUCUAAUUUCUAUAUUCAA
This is a messenger RNA of Coffea eugenioides, 901 nucleotides long. RefSeq names its product acyl-coenzyme A thioesterase 13. The record is from RefSeq and is a predicted model, not a curated record. The coding region runs from base 73 to 534 and encodes 153 amino acids. NCBI's taxonomy places the organism in Eukaryota, Viridiplantae, Streptophyta, Magnoliopsida, Gentianales, Rubiaceae. The transcript is spliced from 3 exons. Gene Ontology annotation, molecular function: fatty acyl-CoA hydrolase activity.